AAAAACAAAUCGUCAAACGGCGUUCACGGUGUCUGAAAGAAAUACCAAGUCUUUUUUCUGAUUUUAAUAUUUCUGCCAUUACUUAAUUGUUGCAAUUUACGUAAAUUACUUUUCCUAAAGUUCACAAAAAUGGCGAAAUUCAAACUAAAAAAGCCGUCAAAAAGACAACCGGCGAGACUUCGUUACAAAAUAGAGAAAAAAGUCAGAGAUCAUAACAGAAAGCUUAAAAAAGAAGCCAAGAAAAAUCCAAAAUCAAAGAAACCUAAGGCAUUAGUGGUUCCCAAUGUAUGUCCUUUUAAAGAAGACAUAUUAAAAGAAGUUGAAGCUGUUAAAAAGCACAAGGAAGAAGAAAGACAGAAGAGAAAGGAAAUAGCUAAACUGGAAAGACAGAAAAAAAUGGAAGAGAAGAAAAACAGUAAAACCAGUAUGGACAGCUUGGUAGCCAAUGCAGAAGCAAGAGGCAAAGUACAUGAUGCUUUCCAAAGCACUGACAAUGGAAAUGAUGAUGUAGAAUUUGGAAAGAAUAGAAAACAAGAGAAUUCACUUAAAUCCUAUCACAGAGAAUUCAAAAAAGUUAUAUCCGAAGCAGAAGUGAUUUUAGAAAUUGUAGAUGCCAGGGAUCCAUUGGGAACUAGAUGUGUGCAAGUAGAAGAGGCAGUAAGAGAAGCUGGGAAACGUCUUGUCCUUGUUCUGAAUAAAGCUGAUUUGGUACCUCGUGAUAACCUUACGACGUGGCUGAAAUAUUUGCGUCGUUCUGCUCCAGCAGUACCUUUCAAGGCAUCUACUCAGGAUCAGCAACAUAACUUAGGCAGGAAGAAAAUGAAACAUAUAGUUAAGGAAAAAGAAAUGAAAGGUUCAGCUUGUGUAGGUGCAGAGUUGCUGAUGAGCCUUUUAGGCAACUACUGUCGCAACAAGGGUAUUAAGACUUCCAUAACAGUGGGAGUGGUUGGUUUACCUAAUGUCGGCAAGAGUUCUAUUAUCAACAGUCUUAACAGAUCUAAGGCUUGUAAUGUGGGAAGUACUCCCGGUGUAACAAAACAAAUGCAAACAGUCCAGCUGGAUUCCAAAAUAAAAAUUCUGGAUAGUCCCGGCAUUGUUUUCCAUUCGGGCUCCGAUUCUGACGCGUCCGUCGCCCUAAAGAACGCGAUCCGCGUGGGCAGCCUCAAGGAUCCAAUCACCCCCGCCUCGGCCAUACUACAGCGAGCGAACAAGCAGACACUCAUCGAUUUGUAUGCCGUACCAGAAUUUAAUACGCCGCAGGAAUUCUUCGCUAGUCUAGCAUCUCGUAUGGGCAGAUUCAAGAAAGGCGGUGUACCAGAUCAGGAAGCAGCAGCUAGAAUUCUUCUCAACGACUGGAACACGGGAAAAGUGAGAUACUACACAGAACCUCCACAAUCGUCCGAUGCAGAGAUCCACGUGGACGCGAAGAUAGUGAGCGCGGCGGCGCAGGAGUUCGACAUCAACUCGUUCGAGAGCAUGGAGACUGACGCCAUCAAUCUGCUCGCAUCACACGGAACAUCUAUGGAACCCAUGAAGAUAAACAGCACGGGUCCUGUAUCCAUAGACAACAGCAUGCAGGUCGAUGAAGAUGAAUCUGGAAUACUUCCUAAGGCUUUGAACAUAAGGUCAAAACUAGAUAAAAACAACAAAUCCAAUGAACGCGAUAAGUCUGAUCCAGAAAUGCUGAUAGAAGGCAAUACUAAGCAAAAUAAACUUAGAAAAAUGCAAUUCAAGAAGGAUAAAAAGAAAAAGGCGAGGAACGAAAAACAAGCUGUCAGUUUGGCGGGAGUUUUAGAAAACGUUACACUAACAACUUAUAAGAAAAAGGAUGAUUAUGAUUUUAACGAGGAUUUUUCAAUUUAGAUUUUCGAUCAUUUGCUUUGUAUUGACUUUGAAUAUAGAAUGAGAAGUGUUAUUCUUUAUUUAAAGAAAUGUUUUUACUUUAGUCUUAAGAAUAUUUUGAUUGUGGACGAUCAUCAAUGUAAAUAUGAAACAUUAUAGUUUCUUUAAUGUUUAAAAUAUAAUAAACAUAUUAUAUUUUUACGC
Molecule: messenger RNA, 2046 nt
Organism: Diatraea saccharalis (sugarcane borer)
Lineage: Eukaryota; Metazoa; Arthropoda; Insecta; Lepidoptera; Crambidae
Source: the annotation of a GenBank genome assembly